AUGCGUAUCCCGAAUCUAGCCCUAACCGCUCUCCUAGUCCUGCAGGUUCAGACCACGGAGUUACUCGUCAACACGACCAGUGGACCCAUCCAAGGAUUCUACAACACUACGUCACGAACUGUUCGCGCAUUCCUCGGUAUCCCAUACGCAGAGCCCCCCGUUGGCGGGCGACGCUUUGCCCUCCCAGUCGCCAAAUCGCCUGUGCAGAAACCCUUCGUCGCCGACGUACUCCCGCCAAUAUGCCCCGGCGUGUACAGUCCCUCGAAUGAGUCAAUCAUCAGCGUGCUGCCAUAUCUCCAGGGAAGCUCGAGUAGCAUGUCGGAAGACUGUCUGCGCGUAAAUGUCUGGGCCUCUGCGGCAGCGCACCCUAGUCGCAACGGAAAAGCUGCGGUGAUGGUGUUCAUCCACGGGGGUGUGUUCUACCAGGGCAGCCCCUCAUCACCAUUCAUGGACGGGAGUUACAUUGUACGCGACAAUGAGGAUGUUAUUGUCGUCAGUAUCCAGUAUCGUCUGACGAUCUUCGGAUACCCGGGUGCUCCGGGCAUCCCUCCAGCCCAGCAGAAUGUGGGAUUGCGCGACCAGCGCAUGGCCAUUGAAUGGGUACACCAGAACAUUGCGCAAUUUGGCGGCGAUCCGGAUCGCAUCUUGCUCUUUGGCCAGUCAGCUGGGGCUGUCUCGACAGACAUGUAUCUCUACGCACACCACGACGACCCUCUCGUCCACGGCGCUAUCCUCCAAUCAGGCGUUGCAGGCAUGUGGAACAACGACAUUCUCCAUGCCCAAGCCAAUUGGACCGAGGUAUCCACGGCGCUGGGGUGCGGAUCCGGACAGGAUACGCUGAAAUGCAUGCGCGAGCAGCCAAUUGACCAGAUUAUCGAUGCGGUGAGGGCAUCUGGCAAUACAUUCUACCCUGUCCAAGACAAUAUCACCGUCUUUCCAGACUACUCUGUACUAUCGCGGCAGGGGAAGAUCACUCCCGUGCCGACAUUAAUCGGCAUCGUCGACCGUGAACUCGCCAUUGUUUACAAUCUCAGCUCCAAGGCGAUCAAUGAGUCCGCCAUGUACGCGCGCUCGCAAACCGAAUUCAACUGUCCCACGCACGAGACGGCCCAACUACGCUUGCAGAGCAACAUCCCCACCUACCGCUAUGUCUACCACGGAAACUACACCAACAUCAGCCCCGUCCCAUGGCUAGGCGCCUACCAUGGCAGCGAUCUACCCGCUGUAUUUGGAUCGUACAAUAUGAGCGGGACCGGAAUUGCGUCCACCCCGCGCGAGAUCGCCGAUAGUCGAUACAUUCAAGAUGCUUGGGUGGCGUUUGCGAAAGAUCCCCACAACGGCCUGGCUCGUUUGGGGUGGCCUCAAUAUGAUCCUACUAGUAAGUCUGAAGGACCGAAAAAACGAUAA
Messenger RNA from Aspergillus campestris IBT 28561, 1407 nucleotides. RefSeq names its product carboxylesterase family protein. Bases 1 to 1407 code for a protein of 468 amino acids. The transcript has 8 exons. NCBI's taxonomy places the organism in Eukaryota, Fungi, Ascomycota, Eurotiomycetes, Eurotiales, Aspergillaceae. The record is from RefSeq and is a predicted model, not a curated record.